AUGGAUUAUAUUGCUGCUAUUGACGUAGGCACAACUAAUUUGAAAUGCCAAAUUUUUUCACCUGAUUUUCGUGUUGUGGGUUCUUGUAUUCAAAAAGUUAAUAUAUUAAAACCUUUUCAAGGCUGGGAAGAAAUUAAUCCAAUUGAAAUACAAAAUGGUGUAAAACAAGUCUUACAAAAUGCAUUAAAAGAUGCUGAUCUCAAGUCCAAUAAUAUAAAAAGCAUAGGUUUGUCUACACAACGGAACACAUUCAUAACUUGGAAUAAAAAAACUGGUGAACAUUAUCAUAACUUUAUUACGUGGGGAGAUUUACGUUCAAAUAUAAUAGUUAAAGAGUUAAACAAAUCAAUAACCUUCAAAAUAGUGAAAUAUAUUUCAAAAAUAUUAUAUUUAAUAUUUGCAACAAAACAACUGAAAGUUGUUAAAUCAUUUACAUUUUCAAACAUACAAAUUUUGCCUAAACUUUUAUGGUUAUUACAAAAUAAUCGAAAAUUCAGACAAGACAUGAAAAAUAACGAAGUGCAAUUUGGCACAUUAGACACUUGGUUAUUAUAUCAGGCCAGCAAUGGUAAACUACACGUGACUGACGUAUCGUGUGCUAGUGCAACUGGAUUGUUCAACUUGUUCACCAUGUCUUGGAUGCCUAAUCUUAUGUUUCAAUAUUUCGGGAUCACAAAUACUAUACUUCCAAGUAUUUGUGAUUCAAACGUAUUAAAGUACCUAAUAGACAACAAUAUAACUUGCAAAAUCUCCAACAUUACCAUUGCAUGCUCACUUGCUGACCAAUCAGCGUCACUGUACGGAACAGGUUCUUUCUCAAAGUACACAGCAAAAGUUACAAUGGGAACAGGAAUGUUUCUAGAUAUAAAUUGUGGUUCAUUACCGGAAGUAUGUUUAGGAUAUUUUCCAUUGGUGGGUUGGACAUUUAAUGAAGAUAUUUGUUUUUCAUUGGAGGCAGUUGAUUACAACUGUGGAUCAUUAAUUCAACUUGCAAAGUCCAUUGGUGGAUUCAAUAAUCCAAAAGAAUUAAAUAUGUUGAAGCAAGGAAAUGAAUUUUCAACCAACAGUUUAUUAUUUGUAUUACCUGAAUGUGAGCCAUCCAAAUCAAUAAGAAAAGAUUUCAGUUUUAUAGGUGUUACAACGUGUACUACAAAAUCUGAUAUGGCAGUAUCUAUUUUGGAGUCUUUUGCAUUUAGAAUUAAAAAAAUACUAGAUAAUUAUCACAAUGAAAUGCCACAAAUGGUAUUAAAUACUUUAUGGGUUGAUGGUGGUGUAUCUCGGAAUGAUUACAUCUGUCAAACAAUUGCCAAUGUCACAUCAACUACAGUUGUAAGAAUGAAAAACAGUAACAGAACCGAAGUAUCUUGUUUGGGUGCAGCUUUUAUGGCUGGACUGUCUUCAGGUGUAUGGACAAAUAAAAGAGAGUUGAUGAAUUUCAGAAACAGAACUGAUCAAAAAUUUGUUCCAAAUAAUAAUGAUUAUUUUGCAAAUGAAUAUAAAUAUAUAAGAUGGUUGUAUAACCAAAAGUGUUUGUAUUAA
Macrosiphum euphorbiae (potato aphid) is the source of this 1539-nucleotide messenger RNA. The record is from the annotation of a GenBank genome assembly. Lineage: Eukaryota; Metazoa; Arthropoda; Insecta; Hemiptera; Aphididae.